AUUAACAAAUUCACAAAACAAACAAAAUAACUACACCACCAAAACCCUAAAUUCCCUUUUCUCAUUUUCUCUCUCAAAAUCCACAAGGAUAAGAAGUUAAAUUAAUAAAUCGAGAGAAAAAAAAAAUCCGAAGGCAAACGCUUUCACUUUCGUAUCUCUAGAAAACCCUGUUGCUUCGUACAUUUGUUUUUAUUCUUUUACGAUGUUUUCUUCGUUUUAGUUUUUCUUUAUUUUGUUCGUUUUGUUUCAGGAAGCAGAAUCUGGCGUCGGGAGGCAGAUUGAGUUCUUGGGUCUUUUAGUUGUUGUGUUGUUUUGGUGGCUUUUCUGUUGUUUGUUUAUGUAUGUCUAAUGGUGGCUUUUGUGUUGUGAAAUUUAGGGUUUCACACAUUUCUCGUUCUUCUUUUGUGAGCCUUUUGUUCUCUUAAGGGACUGCCAAUUGAACAAUCUUGUAAGAUUGUCAAAGUGAUUUUAGUUGGAAAGAUGUCAUCGAAAUACCCAAUUCUUGAAAAUCGGCCAAUAGAUCAGUGGAAGGUUACAGAGUUAAAGGAAGAGCUUAAGAGACGGAAAUUGACUACGAAAGGUUUGAAGGAUGAUUUGAUAAAACGCUUAGAUGAAGCACUUCGAAUUGAUAGGGAAAAUAAUGCAAAAGAUGUGAUUACUGGUAUUGACUUGGAUAACCAGCCUGUUGAUGGUAUUGAAGGUUCUGAAGCUGUGCCAGUUGUUACUGGAAAAGCUGAAGUUGUCACGAAAUUUGUUGCUGAAAAAAUUGAGGAUGUGGGUGAUGUUAAGGUUAAGGUUCAGGUUGAUAUCAAUAAUAGUGCUGAAGUCACUGGCGAAGAACCUAGGGAAAAUGUCGUAGUGAGUGGUAAUGAUUCUUCUAGGGUUGAAGGGGAGCUUGCUGUUCCUGCGGCUACUUUGCAAACCAGCUUUGAAGUUUCUGAGGAUGUGGCAUCUGAAGUAACAUUGGGUGGGCAGGAUGCAAAAAAUUCUGAAACACAUGAAGAGAAUGGGGAUUUGAAGUCUCAGCUGGACAAUGAGGGUUCCAAGCCUCAGCUGGACAAUGAUGAUUCAAAAUCCCAGAUGGACAGUGAGGCUUCCAAGCCUGAGGUGAAUGAUGGGGGUUCCAAGGCUGAGUUGGAUGAUGAGGGUUCCAAGCCUCAGCUGGACACUGAUGUUUCAAAAUCCCAGCUGGACAAUGAGGAUCCAAAGCCCCUAUUGGAGAAUGAGGGUUUGAGGUCUCCACACGAGGAUGUAAUGCAUGACUCUUCUACUCCAAACAACCAGGUAUCUGAGGUCAGCCCUAAUUUAGGGUUUCAAGUAAAAUCUGAUUCUAUUUCUACUGAUUCUGUGUCAAUUAAUGAAAAGACUGAACUAAAGGAUAAUAUAAUUACUGACAAUGUCAAACUAGAACUAGAUGUUAAGCCAGAAAUGGUGGAGGAAUCAUCCAAUAAUAUUGUACCAGUUGGUGGCGAAUCACAUCCAAUGGAUGUUGAAGAGCCACAAGAGAAGAAGGCAUCUGUUGAAGAGAAAGACGACAGCAAUGCUACAAAUGCGGAUAUAAGCAAGAAAAAUGAUGUUGUAGAUGUGGGGUACUCGGAAAAGUUAAAUUUAGACAGAAGUUCCGGUGAUGACUCUAUGGAGGAAGAUGUUCUAGAGAGUAAGCAAAUUGACUCAAAGUAUAACUCUGAUGAUAUUGAAAUUAAAAGUGAGAAAAGUGAAAUGGAUGUUGUGAAAGAGGAAAAUCUUAUUGAUGAUGUGGGGAACAACUUGUCUAUUGAUGAAAAGGAAAUGGGUGCGGAAAGUAAAACUCGUCCAGCUGUGCCUGCUGAGAAAAGAAAGCUUAAUGAUCAAGCUGUUGGAAGCACUGAGCCGGUAAAGAGGCAACGCAGAUGGAAUUCUGAAAGUGUCAAGGUAGUUGAACCACAAAGCUCUAAUCUAGCUCCUACCACCACACCAAAAAAUGUUCUUCAGCCUGCUCUUUCAAGACGCAACCUCUCUCGAUCUGACUCUUCAGUUAGCAAUGAGAAUACUCCAAAAGAACGUAUUGUUCCACCAUCGCAAAGACCUCCAACUGAUUCCCUCAGAAUAGAUAAUUUUCUGCGUCCUUUCACACUGAAAGCUGUUCAAGUGCUUCUAGGAAACACUGGCAAUGUUACCAGUUUCUGGAUGGACCAAAUCAAAACCCACUGCUACGUGAGCUAUUCAUCCAUGGAAGAAGCCAUAGAGACACGAAAUGCGGUGUAUAACCUACAAUGGCCUCCAAAUGGUGGGAAACUUUUAGUGGCCGAGUUCGUUGAUCCCCAGGAAGUGAAAAUGAAAGUGGAGGCUCCUCAGUCUCCAGCUGCACCAACUCCUGGUGCUUUUGCUGCUCCAUCUUCGCAACCUCAGCCUUCUCCUCGUCUGCAUGUUUCUAGGCAGCAACUUCCCCCCCCACCACCUCUUCCACCUCCACCACCUCUAUCUAACCCACCCCCAGCCAAAGAACGGCUUGGCCAUCCACCACCGACUCCACUUCCAGAGAAACAUGAUCCUCCUAUUGUCACUCUGGAUGACCUCUUCCGGAAAACCAGAGCAACUCCUCGAAUCUACUAUCUUCCCUUGUCAGAAGAACAAGUUGCAGCAAAGCUUACAGAAAGGGGAAAAAAUGCCAAGCAGUCUGCAGGUUUUGCUUGUAGAAGGAAUUGUUCCAGCCAAGCAGAGAGAUGUGAUUCGUUGAUGGAUUGGGAUUUUCCGAAGACUGCCUCUUGUUAAAGGCUUAAGUUCUUUUUAGUGCUAGAAAACGUUUGAACCAAGAGCUCUGUAUAUCAUGUUUCUUUUUUUUUUUGUUCUGUUGGAACAAGAAAUCCAUUGUGCGUCAUGUUUUCACAUGAAUUUUAACUCUGGAAGCAAAACUUAAGUGGUGGAAUUUUACUUUAA
Molecule: messenger RNA, 2916 nt
Organism: Ricinus communis (castor bean)
Lineage: Eukaryota; Viridiplantae; Streptophyta; Magnoliopsida; Malpighiales; Euphorbiaceae
Product: apoptotic chromatin condensation inducer in the nucleus
Exons: 6
Coding region: 481-2751 (756 amino acids)
Molecular function (GO): nucleic acid binding
Source: RefSeq, a predicted model, not a curated record